Amphibalanus amphitrite is the source of this 4553-nucleotide messenger RNA. RefSeq lists its product as uncharacterized. The transcript is spliced from 9 exons. Lineage: Eukaryota; Metazoa; Arthropoda; Thecostraca; Balanomorpha; Balanidae. Bases 16 to 1668 code for a protein of 550 amino acids. The record is from RefSeq and is a predicted model, not a curated record. Gene Ontology annotation, biological process: intracellular signal transduction; cell redox homeostasis. Gene Ontology annotation, molecular function: electron transfer activity.
GCUGCGCCGCCCGGCAUGACGGCGCACAACCGGCCGCAGCGAGCCGCGCCGACCAUCGACCUGAUAACGACGGCCCCCGGCGGCGGCGGCGGCGGCGGCGGGCGGCCGGGCAGUCCGCGCUCGGUCCCCGUCCGACUCACAGCGCCGCCGACCGCCCGCAGGCUGUUCCGCCUCGCCUCCGCCGCCGCCGCAGCAGCCAUGAUGAUCAAAGGUACCGUGGUGGUGUACUCUAUACCGGCGUGCCCGCACUGCCGCACGGCCAAGGCCACGCUGACCCAGCGCGGCCUACAGUACGUGGACGUGGACCUGGAGCGGUUUCCCCAUCUGCGGCCCUGGCUGCGAGAGACGACCGGCAAGACCAGUGUGCCGCAGAUCUUCUUCAACAGCAGACACAUCGGCGGCAACAGCGAACUGCAGGACCUGGUGGACGACGCGAGUCAGUGGGAGCAGCUCGUCACCCUUCUGGAGCAGACCGAACUCAACCCGAGCGAUGCCGGCGCGCCGCGAAUUCCCAAACCGGAGGAGGCCGUCACCACAUCGGCACCUGCGGCCGUGCUGCCGGUCGAGUGUGAGAAGGACGAGCUGUCCCGUCUGGCCAUCGACCUGCACGACCGGUCCAACCUCAUCAUGGACCACCGCGUCGGCCUCUUCACCAAGAUCAGGGACUCCUUCUCCGGCGAGGCCUUCGUCAACUGGAUGAUCAAGGAGAAGGAGAGCGACGAGGCGAAUGCCCUGGACAUGGGCCAGCAGCUGAUGGACAAACACUUCAUCCAGAACGUCUCGGGCGGAGCCGACAGCACCAAGUUCGAGGGAUCGGCCAAGGCCUUCUACAGGAUGACCGAGGACGACAACCAGGGCGCGCUGAACUCUGGCGAGACGGCCGGCUGCCCGCCGCUGCCGGCCGGAGAGCUGGCCGAGAACCUCCGAAAACUGAUGCUCACCAUGUACGCCGAAAACAUCAGUCCCGACGGCAAGUCGGUGAACUACGCCGGCAUCAAGGCCUCAGACAACUGGCGUAACUACGUGCGGAUGGCGCGUGAGCUGCAGCGAGUCGACAUCUUCGGCCUCAACCGCGAGGAGAAGCUGGCCUUCUUUAUCAACGUGUACAACGCACUGGUUGUGCACGGCAACAUCGCCACCGGCCACCCGACCAACGUGUGGCAGCGCUGGAAGUUCUUCAACAACACGGCCUACGUGCUGGGCGGCAGUCCGUUCACGCUGCAGGACAUCGAGAACGGCGUGCUGCGCGCCAACAAGAAGGGAGUCGGCGCGCUCAGCCCCCAGUUCUCCAAGGCCGACCCGCGCCGGCGACUCUCGCUGGAGCGCGCCGAGCCCAGGAUCCACUUUGCGCUAAACUGCGGCGCCAAGAGCUGCCCGCCCAUCAAGACCUUCUCGGCCCAGAACAUCCAGUCAGAGCUGGACCUGGCCUCGGCCUCCUACCUAGAGACGGACGACGGUAUUCGUCUGGAGCCGGCCAAGGGCGUGGUGCACCUCUCCACGCUGCUCAAGUGGUACCGCUCCGACUUCGGAGAGGACGACAAGGAGGUUCUGACGUGGGUGCUGAAGCAUCUCACUGGCAAGAAGGCUGAGCAGCUGAAGCAGAUGCUGGACAGCGGCAACUUCAAGAUCAACUACAUCCCCUACGACUGGACCAAUAACGCCAAGUAGGCGGCUGGCUCCUGGAGCGGUCUGCCUCGGCGGGAAGGCGCUCUUCUCCUCACAGCGGUGUCCAGAAAGGGUCAAUCUAACCUCUGGAGAAGGCAGAGGGCAUGGCUCUUCUGAUUAUCACCGUUGACUGCAUGAGAGGGCAGACUCGGAGCAGGAAUCGGCUAUCGAGGUAGGUACCGUCUAGGCAGAACGGGGAGCUGUCCGAGCUGGGCUGGGACGGACGUUCUAUAUACCCUGCUGGGACGUGCCGCAGGGCCUAUUUUAAGACAAUUGGACUGGGGUGGCCAGGCAGUGGUGGCGCCCCUGUCUCUUGUGUGGGCGCCCCCCCCCCCCCCAACUUUCAAUUUUACUUUCAACCAACUUCACCCCAUUGUUGCUUGUAGAUAAAUAUAAAUAUCUCGCCACGCCACUGCCCCGAGACGCUGUCCAGAUUUUGAAUCGCUUAUGGCUCUGUAGUCUGUACCUAUGCCAAGAAAGAUGCAUUGCUAACCAGUGUUGUAGCUAGUUCAUAGGCGGCGGAACGGGGGGGGGGGAACCUGGGCACCGUUCCCCCUUUGAUUUUGGCAUUAACCCUCGCCCGGCGAGGGGGGGGGGUUGAUGCAACCCCCCUAAGGUUUUUCGCAAAUAACGUAAAAACGGCGGCGCAUGGUGCCGUCAAAUUUGGCAUACCCUCUGGGGCAACAUUUUCGCACCUUUCUUGAAAAUUUGAAGUCCCAGUCUUUUCAGGUCAGGUCACCAGGUCACAAAAACCGGUACAAGGUCAGGGGAAAAUUGGACUAGCUUAGCGGCAACUGAAUUCCAGAGUUCGCUUAAAUUGGCAACAAAGUAUACCAUUCGAUGCGCACGGACGUCCUGAGUUCACUGGUGCGUUUAUUUUUGCUCUAUCUUUUUUAGGUAAAAAGUUAUAAGCGAAAAACUUUUGACAUGUUUUAGCAAAUUUUUUGCACUCAUAUCCCCCAAAACCCCCCUAAAUCUUGACUUAGAGUCACCAAACUUUUACAGGGGCGAGAUCUCCUAUGGAUCCACCUACUCUGUAAAUUUGGCGUUUCUAAGUGCCAUAGGAGCCAACACAAAUCUUGAAAAUGAUAGUUCUUAUCUGAAAUAUAUGCUCAUUAGAUAUUCAAGUAGGUUGCUCCUAAAUAUUGUAGUUCUAGCUUCAAAAACAUGGAUGUUAUGAAUGUCGAUAGGUUUCGCGAGGCUACACCGGCCGGAUCGCCCACUGUGCAGUGGUGGUAGGGUGCCUCGUGGCGGUGGGGUGCACCAGAAACUUAGGGCGCCCCAGCACCAGCGGAACGUCACAUUAUGUGUUACGACGCCCCAGUAGUGGUACGGUGUCCCAUCACCGUUCCGUGCUUCUAUCCUCAGGAUACAGAAAUCCUUCUCCUCCACGCCGCAACCCCCCUCCGGGCUGGACAGGCAAUUUUAUCUCAUGCAGGCUGCUCCCUUGGAGCGGCACCGCUGCUACCGAGGGAGCGCACCCCGUAGCCGGGUGCAGUGAGUGCCUUGGGGCUGGGAGGCCUGUCCUCUGGACGGGCUCAGCCCCGGCGACUCACUAUAGGGUGCCUGCCCAGACCAUGUGUCUCCCCCUAUGUCCUAUCAGCCUUCCGGCUCUGAAAUGGUCUCAUUGGACCGAAAGGGCCUAACCCAACAAAACAAACAAACAGUGUCCCAUUUCUGAUAGGGCGCCCAAAGGUGGUUGGCGCCCCAAUCGUGUCUGGGCGCCCCAAUGUUGAUAGGGCUCUUCAGUCAUGGUAGGGUGCCCUAUUACCGGUAAUGUGUCCCAAUCAAAGUAGGGCGCCACAGUUGCGGCAGGGCGCCCCCAGUAGUGAGAGGGCACCCCAUUGGUGGUGGUGGCGCCUCAGUGAGCCCUUUUCCCCUGUCAACCUGAGUUGCGCCUCAAGAAUGUGUCGCCUCCGUGAUUGUCGGCAGCUAAUAUCUGUGGGUAGAAGUUUGGGCUGUUUUUCACUGGGGUGGCAAAGUAAGACGACUGGGGUGGAAAACCGCACCACUGGGGUGGGUUUUGCCACCCCAGUUAACAUGUUAAAAUAGGCCCUGACGUGCCGUGUGGAUGUGGAGCCGAGUGUGGAAACCGGUGUGGAUCGGUCCACGGUGGUAUGUGCUGAGUAGGUGGAUCAGCGUGUAAUCGCGCUGUCAGCUCACAGGAAUGAUGUGAUUAGUCAUAUUUAGUCAUAGCGGACAUAUUUGUCGUCUAGGGAAAUGUUAGGUCAGUAGUCCACUCGUGGGUCAGUAAUCCAACUCAGUUGUAGUCGCGAUGAUAUUUCCAAACAAAUUACAGUUUAUGUUGCUUAUGUUUAUGUUAACGUGAUUUUAGUCAUAAUGUCUCGUCCCACAGUUAAAUGUGUUGAAGCACUACUGCUCUGGUUUACUGAGACUCGCUUUAUUUAUUUUUCCCUAUUUAACACGUUAUAUUAAUCGAGCGUUUGAAUUCAGGUUGGAAUUCAUACACGAGUAGGUGGUUGAACCGCAUGUUGCGCACCUUAACGAUAAACUGCUAGUCGCCGCCCGCCGGUGGUCGAUCACUAGUCAUCCCAGUUGGCUCAAGCACACCAAUCUGUUCAGACUGUCACCAUUCGCGGCGUUCGUACUUACGACGUUUGAAACAGUAACCACGCCUGGGCUGUGAUCAACGGCAAUCGAAAGACAAUAACACGGUAGAUCGACUCCGUCCCUAUCGACGCCUUAAACGAUUAUUGUGGUGUUAAUUAUUCAUAAUAGUUAAAACGAACGAUGUGUCCAUUUCGAGAUGUACUAUAUGCGAGAUCAAAUGUCGCAAAGAUCAGCGUUACAUGUUGUUUGCACACGGUUGGUGCUGUUGUAUGAAGCAUAGCUCACUGCGCCCAGGUAAAUAAAUUACUUAUACCAGC